AUGAGUGACACCACCAACCAAACCCCAGAACACUCGUCGGCGCCGGGAGCAAUAGUUGAACAGCCAGCUGCGCCGGACCCAGAUGCUGAGAUCCAGCCAGACUCAAACGAAACGAGCGACGUAGACUCCACAUUGGGCGACGACCUCUCAGUCACCAGCACAUCUCUCGCCUCCUCCAUAUACAACUAUCCUUACGAACACGGCAGACGAUACCACGCCUACCGCCAAGGCGCAUACACCCUACCAAACGAUGAGACGGAGCAAGCGCGGCUUGACCUCCUCCACCACGUCUUCCGACUGACUCUCGAUGGCCGACUCUUUCGCGCCCCGAUCUUAGCGAGUCCGCAGCGGGUGCUCGACUUCGGCACGGGGACGGGCAUCUGGGCCGUGGAUUUUGCGGACGAAUUCCCCAUGGCCAUGGUCAUCGGCACGGACCUCAGCCCCAUCCAGCCGGACGUGGUGCCCCCGAACGUGAGGUUCUACGUCGACGACGUCGAGAGCGACUGGGUCGAGGCCAGCACCGAGGCCGAGAGGUACGACUUCAUCCACGGGCGCACCAUGGUCGGCAGCAUCGAGGACUGGGACCGGCUGUACCAGCAGGCGCUGCGGUCCCUGAAUCCGGGAGGCUGGCUCGAGAUGCAGGAGUACGAGACGUGGCUCAAGUCGGACGACGACCCGGAGCUCGCCCGGGCGCCGUACCUCAAACGGUGGCAAGACGAGGUGAACCAGGCCAGCAGAGUGUUCGGCAAGGACCUCGACGUGGCCAAAGAGCAGAGGCAGCGUUUGGUCGAUGCGGGCUUCGUCGACAUCCGAGACGACGUCUACAAGGUCCCCGUUGGGCCGUGGCCGCGCGAUCCCAAGCUCAAGGUCCUGGGCAAAUACCAGCUCCCGCAGGUCUGUUCGGCCAUCGAGCCUUUCGCCCUGGGCUUCCUCACCCGCUACCUGGGCUGGACCGAGGACGAGUGCCGCGUGCUCGUUGCGCACGUCAUCCGGGAGUUGCAGGAUUCCCAGAACCAUCUCUACGUCAACUUCCAUUUCGUCUACGGGCGGAAGCCGGGGGGCUAGGAACCAAUGUGGCCACAGGAAGUUUGUAAUAAAAAGUUA
This is a messenger RNA of Cladophialophora immunda, 1104 nucleotides long. RefSeq lists its product as uncharacterized. Gene Ontology annotation, molecular function: methyltransferase activity. NCBI's taxonomy places the organism in Eukaryota, Fungi, Ascomycota, Eurotiomycetes, Chaetothyriales, Herpotrichiellaceae. The record is from RefSeq and is a predicted model, not a curated record. The coding region runs from base 1 to 1065 and encodes 354 amino acids. The transcript is spliced from 3 exons.